AUGUGCUCUAUGUAUAAGAAGAGUGGCGCGUCCAGCUCGGGGCUUCACACAGCUACUCAGGAGAAACGAAAUGAUCUGCCCUGGAGCCGCAGCAAAAUGCUGGAUGGACACCUACUCCUGGGAUGGUUAUCGUUCACACUGGUAGUCCUUGUCUUCAACUUGCCGCCACCCAGCGCAGCCUAUUUCGGGCUGACAGGUAAUGAGCCGCUGUCUAUCCUGCCACUGAACUCUCUACCGGAGGAGAGUGUGGGCCGGGCCCACUACAAGCUGUGCGACCGGCUCAAACUGGAAAAGAAGCAGCGCAGGAUGUGCAGACGUGACCCGGGCGUGGCGGAGACCUUACGAGAGGCCAUCGCCACGAGCGCCUUAGAAUGCCAGUAUCAGUUCCGCUUCGAGAGGUGGAACUGCACCUUAGAGGGGCGCCACCGAGCCAACAUGCUCAAGAGAGGAUUCAAAGAGACCGCCUUCCUGUACGCCAUUUCCUCGGCAGGACUGACGCACGCCAUGGCCAAAGCGUGCAGCGCGGGCCGCAUGGAGCGUUGCACGUGCGACGAGGCGCCCGACCUGGAGAACCGCAAGGCGUGGCAGUGGGGCGGCUGCGGCGACAACCUGAAAUACGCCAACAAGUUUGUCAAGGACUUUCUGGGCAAACGCUCCAACAAGGACCUGCGUGCACGCGUGGACAUGCACAACACCAACGUGGGCCUGAAGGUAAUCAAGGCUGGCGUGGAGACCACCUGCAAGUGCCACGGCGUCUCCGGCUCCUGCACCGUCCAGACCUGCUGGAGGCAGCUGCAGCCCUUCCACGAGGUCAGCAAGCACCUCAAGCAGCGCUACGAGACCUCGGUCAAGGUGGGCAGCUCCACCAACGAGGCCACAGGGGAGGGCGACAUCUCCGCCACGGGCCGGAGCCAACAACAUCAGCAGCCGGCUCCGCCCCUGCAGGUCAACGACCAGAUCCCCCGCACCAUGGACCUGCUGCACAUCGAGGACUCGCCCAGCUUCUGCAGGCCCAGCAAGUACUCGUCGGGCACUGCCGCCCGCAAGUGCUACAAGGACAUGAACUGCGACGCUAUCUGCUGCGGGCGGGGCCACAACACGCAGAGCUGGGAGGUGACGCGGCCCUGCCAGUGCCAAGUGCGCUGGUGCUGCUAUGUGGAAUGCAAGCAGUGCACGCAGAGGGAGGAGGUGUACACCUGUAAGGGCUGAACGCCAUCACGGAAGUGGUGACACUGAUAAGCACUUUGAGGGAUUUUUUUUUGUUUGUUUUGUUUUUUUCAAAUUCAAAGACCAACUUCUUCUCAGACAACUGGGUGAACAUCUCAAGCCUUGACCAGACUCUGCUUUCCAAACAGUUCUUUUCACGUGCAAGCAUAGCCAAGAGACUGAAGGACGACGCAUGUGUGUUUGUAUUCGGAGACGGGGAUCCAUUGAUGACUUCCAACAAAAAACAGACAGGGUGUUAGAACUUUACACGCACAUAUCUACGCGCGCACACAUUGUGUGUUUGCAUAUGCAUGUAAAUAACUUUAUAAUAACGUUAUAUAUAUAUAUAUAUAUAUAUAUAUAUACAUAUAUAUCUAUAUUGUAAAGACAUUAUACAAGCCACUUAUCUAACUUUAUGUUAAAACAAACCACUAAACUGCACAGACGCUUUGCCGUUUGCGCGACCGUUUCCGCCGGUUGGAAGCUUUAAACGAGGACUUCUCCAUCACGUGGCGGGGAAAACAAAUCUAAACUUUUUUUUUUUUUUUUAAGUAAUACAUACAUUUGCAGCUGUAAGUUGCAUUAUACACUUAACUGGACGCUUUAUUAGGGACACCUGAACACCCAAGAGAUCCAAUACAAGAGCUGUAUGUACAAUUGUGCUGUAGAACCAGCUCUCAAGUGUGACACAGUGCAAUUCUGCAUUACCAACAGCAAUAAUAAACAAUGUUAAAUAAAUACACUAUGGGAAUUAUGGUCGGGCUAUAUAUUUUGGACAAGUCCACAUGAGAACAGUUUGGGGGUAAAGUUACCUUUUCUGUUCCCUGGUUUGAAUUUGCGCAGGUGAACCUAAUAUUGUGACUGAUGGGCGGAUGCAAAUGAGGAAUACAAAUAGUGUACGUCCCUCUGCCUUCAUCCGAACAACAUUCAGGGAAUGACUCGGACCACUACGACUGUUUAGGGUAACCAUCAAUCAUGAAGACGACAGCGGUCUUGCUAGAAAACUGUGGAUGGGCGUAGCCACCAUACGAUUACCAUUGAGCCAUAUUCCUCAUUUGCAUAAUCAGCCAGUCAUAGUAGACCGUGAAGAUUAAGGCUUCUGUAUUGUCUGCACUUAGCUUCUAGUAAUCGUCAUCUAUAAAAUAUACAGUAUAUAGGAACUUGUGUAUGCCUUGUUUGUGACUACUGAGUGAGGGGGGACCCAGCUUUGUAUGACAGCCUUCGUUCCCACACCGAAGCCCAGAAAGCCCCUUUUUGUAAAUAGGUUUCUUCUUCUGUGGUAAAAAGGCACAUGUUCAACUAUUUUAGGCAACAAGCUACAGUGAUACCCUGCAGUUCGUCCAAAACUGUUGCCAUCGUAAAACUGUAAUAAACAGACAAUGUUUACGGUCAGCUUUACAUUAUUAACUGCCAUACAGUUAGCAGGUCAAAUAUUACUUUCUUUAAAGACUCCCUUAACUCACGCAAGAAUUACAUGAAAUCAACUACUGAUGAUGUAAAACAAAGCUCACUCAUGAAUGAUUUGGCAGCUAGCACGAGAAGCCAAUGUAGCAGUCUACAUAUUUACUAAGUGCUCAUUGUCAUGUCAAAUGUAAAAUAUUUUAAACAUAACAUAGACAUGGAUAACACUUACGUUUCGGUGACAAGCAGCUAGCACGAGAAACUAACAUAGCAGUCUACAUCUCAACUCAGUACUCCAUGUCAAAUGUAAAACAUUUAAAACGUAACUAACACAAAUUGAACGCCACCUUUUGUUUCUAAUUGACAAGCAUGUGUCAGCUAUCAAGUCGACAGCUAGCAUUACUAGCUAAUGUAGCUAUCUACAUCCUGACUCCUUUUUGUCCGACAGCACAAACAGAUGGACUCAAAUGCAUAACACCGGUCACACAAGAUCUGAAUCUAAGUCAUUUGUGCACAAAAUGUUGGUCAGUAACGGUUCCGGCUGAGACUCCUAUGAAAAACAUGAGAAUAAGAAUAGCAAGUAGGAUCUUACCAAAAUGAAAUCACACCAGAUCUAAGUUGGCCAAUACUAGUGGAGAGUCCUUGUUUAAAACAAAAAUGGGAAGCACAAACCUAAACCUAUAUAUCCUUUGAAAUGAGGUCAGGUGACGUGCAACACGUUGAAUGUCCAAAUGCAUAAUUUUACCCAAAAAUCAGUUUUAGGGAGUUAGAACUUCAGGGUACCACUGUACAGACUCUAAUCAUAGAUACUGCACCAUGCAACCGUGGUCCAGAAUUUGAAGCAUUUCGAUAAGCAAAUAAAAGACACACACAGAAGUUUGCACGCUACAUGCAAACCAUAAUAACUAUGCAGCGCAAAUGCCUGCUUGCCACAGCACACUUUUGGUAUGUGCUCAGCCCCCCUCCACCAAGAAAACACCAACUUCUCUUGGCUGGUGAACCCGUUGAAGACAAACAGGAAUACCAAAUGCCCACUGAGUGCAUUCUUUUGGCUUUGUUUAUAGAUUGUACAUACGGAGAAUGAUGCGGCAAAAGGAUGCUGAUGUCAUACCACAUUCUCAAAAUCCAAAACUCUGCACUGUUUAGUUAGCAGUAGACCAUGUACAAAAAAAAUCUAUUUUGUAGAAAAAAAUAAAUUAUUUUUUAAAUAUAUUAUGAGCAUGUGUUUAGUGUAAAUAUGACUCCAUUGAUUUUAUAUCCUGUAUUUUUUUGUUUGUUUGUUUGUUUAUUUUCAAGACACAUGUAUCCAUAUGCAAACUUGCUGUUUUUUCAAAGCACUAACAAAAUCCUAACAAAUCUGUAUUCAUGUGCACCAUCACAACAAUAUUUCCAUUGGAUUUGAUCUGUUUGUAUAAUCUACUAUUUUGUGAAAAGUCUUUAUAGAUUGUUGUCACUUUUGCAAGUACUUUUUGUUUUUGUUCGGUCUUGUGCCUUUCGUGCACAAAACACACACCCCGAUACCAACACACCAACAAGGUUUUUGUCUUGUCUUAUGGGAACCCUAAAUUAUUGUCCUCUACCUCAUGUGUAUAGCUCGUAGAUAUAAGCAGAUCACAAGUGACUGGUAAGAAUGUAUUUAAGUUAUUUAACAUCUUUGUAUAACAAAGGC
Molecule: messenger RNA, 4276 nt
Organism: Phycodurus eques (leafy seadragon)
Lineage: Eukaryota; Metazoa; Chordata; Actinopteri; Syngnathiformes; Syngnathidae
Gene: wnt9a
Product: wingless-type MMTV integration site family, member 9A
Exons: 4
Coding region: 1-1209 (402 amino acids)
Biological process (GO): multicellular organism development; canonical Wnt signaling pathway; cell fate commitment
Cellular component (GO): extracellular region
Molecular function (GO): frizzled binding; cytokine activity
Source: RefSeq, a predicted model, not a curated record